AUGCCUCACUCCAUACCGAAAGACGAGAAGACAACCCGAAAUUAUGUGCCAUUUUGGUCUGCGGAUAAACUCGCCAAUACCAAGGAGAUCCCGACCUAUCUCUUUCGCCUUACAGCCCCUGCGACAGACGGAACAACUAAUGAAACUAAUGUCUGCCCACCUGCACCACGAAAUAAGAACUUCCUGGACCUAUCAAGCUGUGAUGCAGCCAAUUAUCUUUAUCAACACCUUAAACCGGUCAAUGGACAUCAGGACAGUUGCAACUUCAUGAGCUGGUCGAGUUCCCUUUCUUUCCUGAUCCAGUACGCUUUCUAUCGAUCUAGAACAUGGUGGACAGAUCGAAAUUUCAAAGAUAUAAAGCUUCUUGUCAUUGAUACCAGGAAAUUGCCAAAGGGCAUAUUCGCCAAAGACAUGGACUUGCUCGAAUUUUUAAGUUCAACAUGCGAAUGCAAAUAUCAUGAGGACCUCAAAUACUUCACCAGAUUGCGCAAAAGCAAUUAUUAUUUCGGAGAAUAUCUCACUCAGGGCACUUUAAAUCUCCUUGAUGGGUACUGCAAACAGGUCAAUUUCGGAGAAAUGGUAGGUCUGGGACUAUUCGACUUGUUACCAGAUGUCUUGAAAGAUGAGCAGAAUUGGGAAAACUGGGCGAAACCCGUCAAAUCAUCUCGAAUCCCGUUUUUCUCGAGCAAUCAUGAUGAAACAACAUUGGAAGAUGAGGUUGAUGUCGCCAUGUCCAUCGCAAAAACGCUCUUCAGAGGUCCUUGGUCACUUCCUGUUGCUGCCAUGCUUCUUGGUCUUAAGCCUCGACAGAGAAAUGACCCCAUUAUCAUCAAUGGUUUCAUCGACAAUUAUGGAGUGGAUGACAUUCGAGACACUAUAUCACAGGGACUCAUAAUCGAUGGCGAAAGGUUGCCUGAAGUUAACGAAUAUGGUUACAUCCUCAGCGAAAUAGCAUUGAGUGUGCUAGAGAUUGAUGAGCUAGAAUCCUCUGAUACUGAUGACUCUGUCGAUAACGAGUCUACAGCUGUUGAUGAUUUGGCUUCGGAUUUGAAUAAUCAACUUACUUUGAAUUAA
Talaromyces amestolkiae is the source of this 1074-nucleotide messenger RNA. RefSeq lists its product as uncharacterized. The record is from RefSeq and is a predicted model, not a curated record. Lineage: Eukaryota; Fungi; Ascomycota; Eurotiomycetes; Eurotiales; Trichocomaceae. The coding region runs from base 1 to 1074 and encodes 357 amino acids. The transcript is spliced from 3 exons.